UAGGCAUGUAGAGACUAGUCAGUUGCCCCUCCCCAUUCCCCCCUCUCGUCUUCUUGGAGGGAAACCUGCCAUUUCGGGAAAGAAUCGAACGCCGCCACCGCCGCCUCGCUCCUCUCCCCGUCCGUCCGGGACCUCCGGGUAGGAUAGGAAAGUAAAGGGAAGAAGAACCGGAUGAUGGCCGCCGGCGAGGAGGCCGCGACGGCCUUCGUGGAGACGAGCCUCGGCACCCGCAUCGCCGUCUCCUUCCCCGCCCCCAACACCACCGUCGCCCACCUCAAGCGCAUAGUGAGCGACGAGCACGCCGCGUCGUUCCCCCGCACCGUCCAAAUCGCCGUCGAGUACUUCAAGGUCAGACGAAGGGGGUCCUGGUACCACCUCGCCGACUCCGUGCCGGUCCGGGCCGCCUUCCACGGCGUCAGGGGGGCAUGGCACCUCCACGCGCACGUCCUGCCUCACUCUGCCGCUGCUGCUGCUCACUCUGAAUGCAAUGUACACAUGCUGCAUCAUGUGCUCUGCUCCCACCAAAAUGCCAUCGGUGACGCGGCGGUGGCCGCUCAAGGAUCCGACGCUCCGGCGACGGACCAGCAGGAUGGACACGGUCACCCUGGGGACGCUCAUCAAGAUGGCUAUAGUCCUGUGACGGGGCAACAGUUGGCAGGUGUGACCGAGGCACUGAGAGGGAGGAAACGUUUCAGGGUGAAAGAAGAUGGAGACCGUGGUCAGAGUGUCCUUGCUGGCUGUGAUGGCGGUUCUCUCGCCGCCCUUGUUUACUCCGUCAGACAAGAUGGUCAGAAUGAGUGCACACAUAAUUCAACGUCGAAAAGGAUUUGCGCGGCGCGAGAGGAUGGACUUUUGGAUGAAGUGGGUGCCAAUACUGUAGGUAGCGGUGGCGACGUCGCUGCUCGCUCAAAGAUGCUUGAAGAUGAAGGUGCUUUGGGCGAAUCGUGUUGCCACGAUGAAGGAAUGGAGAAGGAAGAGGAUGCGGUGUCGGUUAGACCAUCAGACCUGGCUGAACCACCAGCAGAGCUGCGUGAUCAUGAGGCCAAGUCCAUGACAAAUGAUGAAGAGCCAAAACUCUGCUUCUCGGUGAAACAACCAGUUGAGUUGCAUGAUCAUGUGGCCAAGUCCACAACAAGUGAUGAAGAGCCAAAACUCUGCUUCUCGGCGAAACAACCAGUUGAGCUGCAUGAUCAUGAGGCCAAGUCCAUAACAAAUGAUGAAGAGACAAAACUCUGCUUCUCGGUGAACGAGAAUUACUUCUCUGCAGCCACAGAAAAACUUGCUGAUGAAGGGAUGACACAAGAGAAAGUUGUUGAGCAACAAGAUCACCUUGACAUCUCAGGCGCUGAAGUAGUACUACAGAACUGUAACUCCAAAGAUACCUCAACGAUUCAUUCUGAGCAUGUAUCUGAUUGUCAUCAAAAUGAUGGGUCAUCAAGGAGCUUCUGCAAGAGUUCAAACCGUGAAAUGCUGACUGAUCAGGUUGCUGACCGUGACCGUGUUUGCUCGGACGUUGAAAGGGCACCCCAGGAGAAGGAAAAUGAUCAUACAAGUGACCCCUUGCUGCAUGAUUUGGAUGAUUGUGCGCAUAGUUUAGGCGAAAAGCCAAUCUGUGGCCAGAAGGAGCCAUCGAUAGCUGAGGGAUGCAAUAGCGCAAGCAGCAAGAAAGGAAAAGAUCUCCCGCCUUGUUCUGAGACAUUCAAAGAAGUUAAUUCUUCAGAAAAAGAAGCGAUGGCAAACAAAGUAAAGGGAAAGGAACCAUGGACAGCCAAUGCAUGCAACGGCGAAAGCAGCAGCAAAGGAAGAUAUCGGUCACCACGUGCUGGGUCCAUGGAAUACGGCAAAUCUUCAGGAAACGAAGAGAUGGCACAGAAAGUUAAGGAAAAGGAAAUAUGGACAGCCAAGGCGUGCAACGGUGAGAGAAGCAGGAACAAAGGAACUGAUCAUCCACCUUGUGCUGGGUCCAUGAGAGAAGGCAAUUUUUCAGAAAAAGAAGGGGUGACACAUGGGGAGAAUCAGAGCACAAGAACAGUCACAUUGGUCGAUGUGGAUGGAACCAAAUGGGAAGUGAAACUAGACGACUCUUUCGAACUUGGUCCGCCAGAAAGAAGCAGUUUUUCCUGGUCAGAAAAGGAAGAUGCUGAAGAAACCCAUAGCGGCUCGGCGAAACCACAUCAGAAUGCUGAAGAAUGUCCAGAGGGUGCACCUGAAAAUGGAGUAACUAGGGUACCGACCGAGAGGAGCGAUCUUUCACGACAUGGUUCCUUCAAGACCCCGACGCCCACUGGUCCAACAGAAUCAAAGCACGCAGGGAGCACAUCAGCUAAUGGCGAUGAACAGGGGGCAUGGGAGAGAAGAAGGCGACCGAGGGCUGUAGUUCAGAAAAUACCGAAUAGCAGGGCAGCGGAGAUGUAUGGCUACAGGUGAAAACCCGGAAAAGAAUGAAGAAUGGCACAUUUUGGCAUGGAGGGAGCAGCAUGAGAUGGAAAAAUAAAUAUGCAGGAGGAUCUUGCAUUUUGCCUUGGAAACCAGCUAACUUAACCUGAAUGGCCAUGGACGUUUUCGAUUUGCUGUUAUUCUCUUCCAAUUUUAUGCACUUAUCAAGAAUGCAAUGUUGACUGGUGUACUGAAUGUGCGAUGCUUUAUUUGUCCCAUCGAACCUAAAGCUAAAAAAUGCUUAGAAAAACAGUGGGCGGCAUCUGUUUUGUGUGGCACAUGAUCGCCUAAGUCAAGCAUUGUCAUUGGCAAUCACCUAAGGUGCUUCGACCUCACUAGUUGUUCAUCUGGUGCAGGUCUCAAUCAAAAAUAUUCCGUUCCAA
Messenger RNA from Lolium perenne, 2819 nucleotides. RefSeq lists its product as uncharacterized. The record is from RefSeq and is a predicted model, not a curated record. Lineage: Eukaryota; Viridiplantae; Streptophyta; Magnoliopsida; Poales; Poaceae.